Messenger RNA from Arctia plantaginis, 438 nucleotides. The record is from the annotation of a GenBank genome assembly. Lineage: Eukaryota; Metazoa; Arthropoda; Insecta; Lepidoptera; Erebidae.
AUGUACCCGUUACCGUGUAUCACUACAAACAAAUAUUCGGGUGUAGUUCACGUUAGGGGCUCUUUACGCGGCAUGCCUCAAAACGAAUAUUAUUUGAUGCCAGGAGAAUAUGAAAUAGAGAACGGAGAGGUCAGGAUAUUGGUUCAAAACCUCAGUGAUAGUACGGUUCGUUUAGGAAAAGAUACGCUCAUUACGCGAACGCCUUGUACUAGAGACUACUUGAGUGUAAAUUUAUUAGAUUUUGAGAAUGACGAGACUAAUUCUGUUUUUAAUUACGGCAAACAACUUAGCGAAAAUGAGGUUAAUAAAUUAAAAGCCCUACUCAAAAAAUAUGAGGCGUGUUUCUCGGAUAACCUAAUGGACCUGGGGUUGACUAAUGUAGUCCAAAUGGAAAUUGAAGUAACUGAUUCGCAGCGCAGCAACCUUUCCGGAGCGUAG